Colletes gigas is the source of this 4118-nucleotide messenger RNA. It is a transcript of the gene Ncc69, whose product is annotated as bumetanide-sensitive sodium-(potassium)-chloride cotransporter. The coding region runs from base 573 to 3725 and encodes 1050 amino acids. Lineage: Eukaryota; Metazoa; Arthropoda; Insecta; Hymenoptera; Colletidae. Gene Ontology annotation, molecular function: sodium:potassium:chloride symporter activity. Gene Ontology annotation, biological process: cell volume homeostasis; potassium ion homeostasis; sodium ion transmembrane transport. Gene Ontology annotation, cellular component: membrane. The transcript has 18 exons. The record is from RefSeq and is a predicted model, not a curated record.
ACUGGACGCGUCAAGCAGUGGCGAGUCUCUGAAAUCGCACGAGUACGUAUGACAGGAGUCACACGUGCUUGUGAACGCGUAAGUAGUGUGCUCCGGCUCCAAGAAAAUUCUCGUUCAGUGCGAGUUCAGUGAAAAGGGACACGUUUCCAUCGUGCGAUCGUGGAAACGGGCUGAGAAGGCACCGGCUUUCAUCCCACGUUGCCCCGAGAUGCCGUUGGACAUGUUUUUGAAAAGCUUCGAUUGUUAGAGUCGUCAAAUACAUCUCGCGGGCAGAUGUGAAACAGUUCGAGAGGCGUGAAUAUUCAUGGCGUGAGGUUAUGGGGGAAUCGGAUACCUUACAGAAACCCUGUUCUACUCGAAAGGACCCUUAAACGGGACUGGGAGGAAAGGAAGCUCCUGCCCGAGGCUGUAAUCGUUAGAUCGGUGAAAUCGUCGGAUCCUUUGAUCGUCUGCGGAGCAGUUCUUUCGAUCGACAAACUACACCCGGACAGAUCGAACUUGGGAAUAGCGACGAAAGGAUAGAGGGAUAUAGUUUGAGUAGAACAGAGGAAGCGACCAAGGAAAGCGAAAAAAUGGCUCACGAAAACGGUAUCAGCGGAGACAUCGAUCCCGAGACGGUGGAACUGAAUCCCCUGAGGAGAACGAGGUUCCACGUGAAUCGUGUCGAUAGUCUCGAAAGUCGUGCGAGUCUUCUUGGCGAACAAGAGACGAAGAAGUCUCUCAGGCAUAUGACCAGGGAGGCGCUGCCCAGGCUGGACAAUUACAGGAACAUCAUGAGCAUCCAGGCUGCUCACAGGCCAUCCUUGGACGAGCUUCACAAUCCCACUCUGCUUAACAAGAGCUCAGGCUCGCACACGUUGCCCAUAGCACAACACGUGAAGCCGCCGACGUCAGGAUUCAAAUUCGGAUGGAUACAGGGUGUACUGCUGAGAUGUCUUCUCAAUAUUUGGGGGGUGAUGCUGUUUCUGCGGCUCUCGUGGGUCGUUGCGCAGGCGGGUAUAGGGCAAGCUAUUUUAUUGAUUUUCACAACGACAGCAGUGACUACAAUAACAUCGCUGUCGAUGUCGGCGAUUAGCACAAACGGACUCAUCAAAGGAGGUGGCACGUAUUACAUGAUUUCCAGAUCGCUGGGACCAGAAUUCGGAGGAGCCAUAGGGCUAAUAUUCUCGCUGGCGAACGCGGUCGCUUGCUCCAUGUACGUAGUAGGCUUUUGCGAAAGCAUGGUCGAUUGUCUGAAAGCGAACGGGAUCUGCAUCGUCGAUUGCGAUAACACGGAUAUCAGAAUCAUAGGUUGCGUCACGAUAGUUCUGCUUCUGGUGAUCGUGAUGAUCGGUUUGGAGUGGGAGGCAAAAGCUCAGAUUGGUUUGCUCGUUAUACUCCUGGUAGCUAUUGUCGAUUUCAUGAUCGGCACUUUUAUUGGCCCCAAAGACGACCAGGAAAGAGCGAAAGGAUUUAUAGGAUACAAUGCCGAUCUAUUCACGGAGAACUUUUAUCCGGACUAUAGAUACUUCGAAGGGGUGGAGCAUAGUUUCUUUUCAGUCUUGGCUAUCUUUUUCCCAGCGGCAACAGGUAUCCUGGCAGGUGCGAAUAUAUCCGGUGAUUUGAAGGAUCCGCAAACAGCUAUCCCCAAGGGAACGUUACUGGCGAUUCUCUUGACGACAAUUUCUUAUUUUCUUAUGGCACUUAUGGUAGGGGGAUCGGUUAUGCGAGACGCCUCGGGCGACGUUAACGAUUUGUCGAACGUUUUCAAUAGUUCGUACACUACCAUAUCUCCAUUCAACGCAAGUAACGAGACCACAGAAAGUAGCACGAUUGCCAUUGUAAAUACGAGCGAAAUUGUUUGGAGCAUGUACGGUACGAAAUUUAAUUGUACUGGCAGUUGUCCUUAUGGUAGCCACAACAGUUUUCAGGUGAUCGAACUGGUUUCUGUGUUUGGCCCAAUUAUUUAUGCCGGCUGCUUUGCAGCCACACUGUCAAGUGCUUUGGCGUCGUUGGUAUCGGCGCCUAAAGUGUUUCAAGCACUCUGUCUCGAUAAACUAUACCCUGGGAUAGCAUGGUUCAGCGGUGAAAAAGACAAAGAACCGAUUCGUGGCUACAUCCUUACGUUCGUUAUCGCCGUUGGUUUUAUUUUAAUCGGGGAAUUAAACGCCAUAGCACCUUUGAUCUCGAAUUUCUUUUUGGCUGCCUACACUCUCAUUAACUUCAGCACCUUUCAUGCCUCGCUGGCCAAACCGAUCGGUUGGCGACCAACGUUUAAGUAUUAUAAUAUGUGGCUGAGCCUCGCUGGUGCUAUUCUCUGUAUCUCUGUGAUGUUUCUGAUCUCAUGGUGGACAGCUUUAAUCACUUUAUGCGUAGUUUUAGCACUUUACCUAGUAGUCUCGUAUAGGAAACCAGAUGUAAAUUGGGGUUCGACUACACAGGCCCAAACAUACACUAACGCUUUAACCGCUGUCCAACAAUUAGACAGAGUCGAAGAACACGUUAAAAAUUACAGGCCCCAGCUCUUGGUGCUCACUGGUAGCCCAAGCACGAGGUCGUCGCUCGUCGAUUUUGCGCAUCACAUUACCAAGAAUAAUAGCUUAUUUAUUUGUGGUCAUAUUAUCGAGACGCCGAUAUCGUAUAAAACGCGCAAUUCCAUGGUCAUAAAUUGCACCUCUUGGUUCAGAGCAAAUAAAAUUAAAGCAUUUUAUUCUUUGGUGGAUGGGGCGAGUUUUCAGGAUGGUGCUACUUCCCUUUUGCAAGCUGCAGGUUUGGGAAAAAUGAAGCCCAAUAUUUUGUUAAUGGGCUACAAGCAAGAUUGGAUAACGUGUCCACGGAAAAAUUUGAAUAUGUACUUUAACGUGAUGCAUAAAGCCUUGGAUAUGCACAUAGCAGUAGCGCUCCUACGAAUAAGCGAAGGUUUAGAUUACAGUGCGGUUAUAGGAGACAUUGAAGAGCAAAAAAAAAGUAUGCCGAUCUCGCUGCCAGGAAAUCAAAGUUUCUCUCAGCUUAGUCAAGCUAGCAGCACAUCGGACAUUUCGAUUCCUGGCAGCCCGGCACCAAGACGUUCCAAGAUGAUCAACGAGUACCCUAAUCCAACAGCGGAGGAUCAACGCGAGAAUCGACAAAAUAUCAUACCGAUAGCGAACGAUAUACUUAACGCUGUAACAAAAUUUCAACGUAAACAGAAAAGAGGCACGAUCGACGUAUGGUGGUUAUACGAUGAUGGCGGUUUAACGCUUUUGUUGCCAUACAUUAUCAGUAUAAGGCGCAAUUGGUCGAAUAGUAAAUUGAGAGUUUUCGCGCUCGCAAAUAAACACUCUGAACUAGAAUACGAACAAAGAAAUAUGGCAAGUCUAUUAUCGAAAUUCCGGAUCGAUUACUCUGAUUUGAAAGUUAUAUCGGACAUUUCGAAACCGGCACAAGAGAACACGAAAAGUUUCUUCGAUUUGUUAAUAACAAAUUUUCAACAAACAGAUGACCCUAAAGCGACAGACGAGGAUGUCAUUAAAGAUUCCGAACUGCUUGCUAUGAAAGAGAAAACAAAUAGGCAUUUACGUUUACGAGAAUUGUUACUUGAAAAUUCGAUGGAAGCUAAUUUAGUUGUUAUGACACUACCAAUGCCUCGAAAGGGGGCUGUAUCAGCAGCACUGUACAUGGCUUGGCUAGAGACUCUAACACGCGAUAUGCCGCCAUUUUUACUCGUACGAGGGAACCACACUUCCGUUUUAACUUUUUACUCUUAAUGACGCAAAAGAAGGUAAUAAUAAGGAGACUUGUAUAUAAUGAAACCGAUGAUUAUCGAAAUUAGUUAAAGUGUUCUAUCAAUAAUGACUUAAACACUAUAGAUGCAUUAAGAAACGACUCAAUAAAAAUAGAAAAAAUUAAGUUGGUGAUAUACAACAAUAAACACGUGCCUUUAUAUAUAUAAAAAGCACACGUUUGAAUGAUUAUUCAAGAGCGUGUGUUUACCAAGGACCAAUUCCCGAAUAUAUUUGAAAAACAAUAAAAGUCCAAGGAUGUGUGUUUUUUUUUAAACACACGUUUGCUACAACAAUUGUUCCUAAAUUUCGAAAUAACGUUUUCCAUCCACCAAAUAUAAAAAGUAAUUAUAUCUUCUUAAAUACUUAAAAUAAACG